This is a messenger RNA of Dendronephthya gigantea, 2335 nucleotides long. RefSeq lists its product as uncharacterized. The transcript has 15 exons. NCBI's taxonomy places the organism in Eukaryota, Metazoa, Cnidaria, Anthozoa, Malacalcyonacea, Nephtheidae. The record is from RefSeq and is a predicted model, not a curated record. The coding region runs from base 208 to 2274 and encodes 688 amino acids.
CACAUAUUCUCAGCGGCUGUAACCCAAGAUUUCUCAAUUGAGAAGUGCAGGUCUAACCCAGGCCAAAUGAUCAUCUAAAUCAUUCAAUAUAAUAUUAAGCGACCAAUCAGAAUACUUGAUAUAAAACAGUUUAAUCUUUGAUUUGGUUGUAUUUUAUUAGUAUUCAAGAAAAUUUCGCACUUCACUUCGGCGCAAUUUUUUACAAUUAUGCGAAAGGCGUGCGUAAAAACUGUUGUGUUGGGAAGAAAUGGAAAAUCGUCAAUAACUACACCGUUAACUGUUGAUGUAGAAACAACAGCUUCAAAUAAGCAUUCGACAAGCCUCCACGCAGAUUUGCAUAGUGACGAAUCGUGCGAUUUGCAAAUCGAUCAUAACGCUCAAACGCCUCAUGAAUUACCAGUCGUUGACGAUUUAGAAAAUGAAGAAUCGGCCACACAAAGAAGAAAUGUUAGUAAUUAUCUCAACUGGGAAAAAAUUCGGCCUCAAUUGCUGAAAGCAAAGUUCGAAGAUGCGAUUUUACCGAGUGGUGUCAUGUGUGGUGUUUGCUCUCAAAAUGAAGCCAAUAUUCGCUGUAAAUAUUGUGGUCCACGGCAGUUUUUUUGCGAGAACUGUGCUAUUGAACAACACGAAAGUCGAAAUAAGUUUCACGUGAUGGAUAAAUGGAUGGAAACUAAGUUCAUCCCACUGUUUCCAGACAAUUCUGUAAUUGAGUGGGCCCACAAUUGUGGGACACAAAUUGUCAAGUUGUUUACACUUAUUGAUGCAUUUGGUAAUCAACACUUGAAGCGAGUGGCUUUUUGCAGUUGUGAAAGCCAUGCUGUGACACUACUCCGGUUGCAUUUCUGGCCUGGCUCUCCAGAAAGGCCUACUAUUGGCUUUCAUUUUAGAAUUAUGGAUUUAGCUGAAAAGUUGUUUCUACAUAAUCAGGUUCCUUUGAAGGAUUUUUCUGAGAUAAUCAUGGAAUUACUUCCAUCACUGCAACCUGUUCAUGUUAAAUCCUUUUACCGCACUUUAAAUUCUGGAUCUUUUGAGGAAUACAGAUAUUUUAAAUACAAAUUAAAAUAUCUGGAUUCCUAUAUCCCAGGGCUAUAUAACGGUGUCAUUUGUCCUAUAUGCCCAACGGAAAGUGGAACCUUAAUUGAAUGUGUUGAUGCAUGUUUUGGUCUGCCAAGAAGGAAAGGGAAAGGUGAUAUAAGCAUUUCUUCACGCCACAAGACAUUGUUGUUCAGCGAUCAAGAUGAUGUUGAUAACUUUGUUGAUAAUUAUGAACACACAAAAGAGAAAUCACAAACACAGGACUGUCACAGAUUUCAUGCUGGUGAAGUAAUUUCAGCAAUUAGAAGUAAAGGCAAAAAUAAACUUUUUGAUGAAAAAGGAGUGUUUGGCAGGGUUUGUCGGCAUGACUUUCCAAAAAGCUUACUCAGCAUCAAACAUGGUGAAAGAAUUUCCUAUGCUGUAUAUGAGCUAGAAAAACUAAAGGCUGGCAUUUCUGCAGAAUCACUCAAUUAUGUUCUGAUGUACGACAUUGCCUGUGUUUUAUCAAACCACCUGCAGGGCUCCGGCCAGCAGUCUUUGCUGUCGAAUACAACUCUUGCAAUACCAAUAUUUCAUUGUUAUGGGCAUAAAGCCUCUUGCCAGGUCAAAUAUAGUCCACGAAGAAAGGCGAAUGUUGGUUUAACCGAUGGAGAAGGCGUUGAGCGUUUUUGGUCAUUUCUUAGACAGUUUUCCUCAAUAACCAAAGAAAUGUCUGUUGAUAAAAGAAGUGAUGUGCUAACUGACGCUACUAUCCAUUAUGGUGAACAUCUUGUUGCAAAAUUUGGUCCUUCUCUAAAGUCGAAGCUCGUUAGGGCGCAGUCUUUGCUGAUCACUGUUGACCAAGAAUUGAGCAAUUUAAUCGCGAAUUUGCCAGAUGAGUGUAAUGAGGCUAAAAUUCGGAGCUGGAUCAAGGAACAAUUUGAAGAAAUUGCACCAGUUAUGGAAGACCUUGAAUACCAGUGGGAUGAAUCUUAUGUGGAUUUACUUCUUUCAGCAAAAAAGUUGCGAAACGAAAUGAGUUUUUCAAGAGAGGAAGAGCCGGAAAGGAUUCCCAACAUUGAGAGAAGGAUAAGAAUGAAAAAGCGUUAUAUUCCCUGGAGAAACGUCAUGGUGUUCGAACAAGAUGGAAGAAAAAAGAAAAAGCAUAUCAAAAUGCGUAUACAAGACUUAUUGCCAAGAAACAGCAAAAGUUACUUCAUACCCUUCAUAGGAUGGCGUCGGAGAGAAUGUUUUUAUUAGAACUUAAAGCAAAAUAUGCUGGUAUAGAAAUAUUUCUUUUAUGCUCUUUUACUUAUCACAU